AACGUGUUGAGGCUGGCAUGGAGAAUUGACAGCUACGCCGAAACUUUUGAUUGCCGAUGGUGUCAGUAGUUGAUAUAGCGGUCUGAGGCCUUUUGCAACAUGGCGUUAGCUCCCGAGAAGCUAACGGAACUAAAGCAAAUCAUUCAUAAUCAUCUUUCCCAGAGAGAUGUACAGAGUCGUAUUAGGGAGACUGUGUCAGAGUUUGUAAGAGAGGAGCAGCCAGGCAGACUGGGGCCUGUGAGGGAGGACGAUUUUAUACAACGUUUGCGUCAGAGAGGGGUCAUUGAUGACAUCAUGAGACAGCUACAGUUUGACGAUGGCCGAGGUGCUCCUAAAGCUGCAACACAUGGCCUUUAUGCUGAUGAAAAACUCACUGUGCCUGCCGUCAACAAAGCCAAUGUGGAUCCCACCCGGCGUUACCUGUACAUGCAGGUGUUGGGAGGAAAGGCCUUCUUAGAUCACCUCCAGGAACCGGAACCUCUUCCAGGCCAAUCUCCCACGACCUUCACACUUCAUAUACAUUUUAGGGGUCAGAGGCUAAGGUCAAGGCCAGUCCCAGUGGCAUGUGAACCUGCCAUUAACGAGGGGUUUUUAUUGGAGCUUCACAAAGAGGCAGCAGGAGAAGCUGCACGGAUGGCUGAUACAACCACCAUGUUGUCCAUCUCUGACCCCAUCCACCUGGUACUAGUGAGAACAAAUGGAUCAGGGGAGACUACUCUUGUCUCUUCUCAUUUCUAUGAGUGGAGACCAGUAUUAGCAUCCAAUAAUGUUCGUGCAACCACUACAGUUGAACUUUUAGGAACUUGCAGUGAGAACAAGGUGCCAGUAGGGAUUCUGGAAAUCCAGGUGGAAUUGUUUCCGAAAACGCAACAGGUGCUAGGAGAAGAUGUGGUACGAACGCAGGUGAAUCUGGAAAAGGGGAGACAAGCGGAGAAAGAACGACUCUUCCUGGUUUAUGCCAAACAGUGGUGGAAGGAAUAUUUACAGAUACGUCCCUCCCAUCAAGACAGGCUGGUGAAGAUAUUUGCCCAGGAUGAGAAUGCCACGAACAGACCAGUGUGUUCUUUCGUGAAGCCUCUGCGGGCCGGUCGGCUUCUGGAUACCCCGCGUCAGGCCGCUCGCUUUGUUAACCUGAUAGAGCAUGAGAGGGUGCAGGCUGUAGGCGGAGGGGAGACCCGGGAGCAGUGGACCACCAUGCACGCCUUCCUGUGUCGCAGCAAAGGGGGCUGUGAAGAUCACGCCUUGUUACUGUGCAGCCUGUUACUGGGGUUUGGCCUGGAGGCUUACGUGUGUGUGGGCACCAAGUCAAAGUCCUCCGUCCAUACCUGGGUGAUGACCAUCAGCUCGGACGGACUAGUCACAUUCUGGGAGAGCCUCACUGGACACAGAUAUAUCCACAAUCCUAUUGAUCCUGAUGAGGCUCCCAUGGGUAAACAACAUCAACCGAAACAUCCAUACAGAACCAUAGGCUGUGUAUUCAAUCACCAAAACUUCUAUGCUAACUGUCAGCCAUCUAAUGCUGUAGAGGUGUGUGAGUUUGAGCUGGAGGAUCAGGCUCGCUGGAAGGCCAUGUCCCAGGAUGCAGUUCUAUCCGUGUGUGGUCCCGGCGCCGUGCCUCAUUGGCCGGCCUUCCCUUCCCUGUGCGUGUCUCGGCUGGAUGCAGCAUUGGUCAGCAAUGACUUGGAACAGCAGCUCAGGGUUCUGGUGACCUCCCAUAGACAGGACAUAGACUUGUCUACAGCCUGGGAUGAUCAGUUAAGUUACCUGUUAACACCUGCGCUUUCAGCCUACGAGAUGGAGAGAGUGACAGGUGUGGCUGCAGGUAAUGAGGAGUUCCAGGAUUCCAUCCGACGAGCCGUACCUGAUGGUCACACCUUUAAGGGCUAUCCUAUACAGUUCAGCCACAGGAAUGCCAGGAGAGCCUUUGCUGCGUGUCUCAGGUCACCUGUGUGUGAAGAAAUCUUGAACUGCCGAGGUGAUCACGUCCGUUUGGCUGUCCGUGUGCGUGUUUUCACAUACCCAGAAUCUGUCUGUGCUACAUGGGUGAUGUUUGCGUGCAAGUUCAAAUCUGUCUUAUGACAGGAUCAUUAUGCUAGGAGCGAUUCAAGACAAAUAUCUGGACCAACCCCUACAAGGCUUGUGUCCAGCAGAGAGAGAAAACAGUCUUAAGGUGACUGUAGGUAUAUGACCUGAGUAGAAGUGCUAAGACAGGUUCUCUGAUGGAAUGUGAUCAUAAGGUGCGCUCUGCUAGUGAAACAGACAAUGCUGACAGUGUUAAAAUUACAGUACUUUGUAUGGCCUUAUAUGCACAAGGGACAUAACUCUAAUGUCUCAGACUGAUGCUGGGAAGAUGCCAGUUCCGUUUGACCACCAUUUCCAAGGGAAUGAUAUGAAGCUUAUGUGAGAUGAUUAGAAUUUUGUUCACGCAAGUGAAGGCACAGGUGUGGUUUAUUCUUGAAGAUAUUUGGAAAUAUUUUUCAAAGACAAUUGAUUACAACAGACCUUCUGUUCUGUAAAGAUAGAAACAUAGGUACGUGUACACGUGUGUAGUACGUGUGAACACACCUGACAAGAUGGCAGGUAUUCUGGCAGAACAAAGGAUUAAUCUGUUACAAUCAUUACUAAAGGCCAAUAACAUUACUAAAGGCUGAUAACGUUACUAAACGCCGGUAACCUAUGUCUUGUAAUGAAGGUCAGGUGAUGUAAGACUGGUAAUUUAAGUUUACCCACUUGAGAAAUGUCUGAAGAUUGGACUCUACUCAGUAUUUAACAAGCUUAAGUUCAGAAUACUUCACAAUGCAGAAUUCUCUCCAGCAUUUGAGGAAAAUGUCUUCUUUUGAAAUUGGAAGUUUUGAUCUGGAGAAAAAGAUGCUUUUAACUGAAGUAUUUCAUUUAGAUUUCUUCAGGUGUGGAAUUUCACAUUAUAAUGCAAACAGUUGGGUGCAAACUGUAAAAUGGUUCCUCAUUUGAGUGGUUACUUUUCUGCUUUUGGGCAAUUUUAAAUGGAAGAACGUCCUGUUACAGGCCUAAAAUAGGGGAAGGGAGAUCCUCAAAAUGGCAGAUUGACGAAGACUAAUGCGUAAUUUGUUCUUAAUUUCCAGCUUAUUUAAUUUUUUUUAUGCACACAGCCCCAAAAAUCAUCAUGUAAAUUUUACAUGCACUUUGUUCUGUUGGUAUAAAUUUUAGGUACUGUAGAAUAGUGUACUGAUGCUUGAAAUCUAUAGACACAUAUCAAUAUAUAUUUGUAGUAAAUGUUUAACUUCUUUAUUGAGUUGUUGAUAUUGAGAUACUCAGUAUGCUCUGCUCAAAAGGAGCAACCUUAAAUCGUCAGCCUUUUCAUAUCUAUGGAAGGUGUUCGUGUUGUGAUACUUUGACAGUUUUGUUCUGAAUACAGCACAUUCCUUGAAGCUGCCAACCCACCCUAUGUCAUUUUGCUCCAUAAUCAAUUAUUAAGGGGUACAAUUGCAGUUAGUAGACGAAAUAUUUGAUGAUGUGGGGUGAUGGCUGCCCUACCCCAUCCUGUUACUCGGGUCUCCAAAAAGUGGGGUGGGGAAUCAUCUGAAACCUACUAGUGCAUUCAUAUCUUUAAAUAUUGAACGGAAUUGUAACUGAAGAACUUCUGGAAUAUAUUGGACAGAAACUUUUUUUUUUGUUGACGAGGUUAUUCUAUUAAUAACAAAAUCUAAAUCCUCUAUUGAAACAAGUCCAUGCCUGUAGUAAACAGAACCAUCUGAAGACAGCCAUUUCUCGGUUCAUGUGUUCUUUUUUAUUACACCCAUUUCCAGUAUUUGCUGACUGCUUCCUGUUUGUGGGUCAAACCAUAUAAUGGUUUCCCCAGAACGUAAAAAAAAUCCAGCCAUUACACUGGGCAGUAUUUACACUCUAAGUGUCUGACAGUGGCUUACUGUAUAUUAUCCCAGAACUUUAACUGGUGUUUCUAGUUUGUUAAAUGAUUGGUUGGAAAUUUUAAAUAUCAUCCUUAAGCUGCACACACUAGGCUGAUUUUUUUCACUUGUAGGGACGAACUUCUGGGUCGGAAAAAUAUGCUGCCGACAUUCGCAGCAUAGUUACAGACACACUGGGCAGAUAUUUCCGUUGACUGUGGUCAGUAUGUUGUCAUGUGAUUAGUAAAUUGUGACACAAGCAAAAUGUCACAGAUCAACGCAGUUCUGUGUUGUUUGCUUGGUCAGCUUGGUUACAUGGACAGAGUGAAAUCGCCAGCAAAUUUUUUUCGCUCGGUAUCUGACAAGUUUGAUGCAAGCAACUUUAGGAGCGGAAAAAAUUGCAAGUGAAACACACUAUCACGUCCCCAACACAUGCGCAUUAUUAAAAAUGGACAUAAUACACCUGUACAAGUGAAACACACUAUCACGUCCCAACACAUGCGCAUUAUCAAAAAUGGGACAUAAUACACCUGUACAAGUGAAACACACUAUCACGUCCCAACACAUGUGCAUUAUUAAAAAUUGACAUAAUACACCCAUACAAGUGAAACGCACUAUCACGUCCCAACACAUGCGCAUUAUUCAAAAGUGACAUAAUACACCUGUACAAGUGAAACACACUAUCACGUCCCAACACAUGCGCAUUAUUAAAAAUUGACAUAAUACACCUGUACAAGUGAAACACACUAUCACGUCCCAACACAUGCGCAUUAUUAAAAAUUGACAUAAUACACCUGUACAAGUGAAACACACUAUCACGUCCCAACACAUGCGCAUUAUUAAAAAUUGACAUAAUACACCUGUACAAGUGAAACACACUUAUCACGUCCCAACACAUGCGCAUUAUUAAAAAUUGACAUAAUACACCUGUACAAGUGGAAAUCUGUGUAGUGUGUCCCCCAGCCUUACCUUAGGCAUGAAUUCAUGUGAUACAUUGCAUAGUUAUAUUAAUUAGAUGUAUUUUUUUGCAUCCUUGAAACUGGGAACUUCAGGAAAAUGUUUGUAAUGAAAUUAUGCUGGCAUGGACGUGAAAGUGUAUAUUCUGAGUAUUGUUCAUUGCUGAUGGAAUAUAGGAGAGCAGCAUUAUUUGUGAAAGUACGUGUAACUGAACAUCAUGACAUUUUAUGAGAACGGGUUGAAACGUGUAGAAAUCCAGAAUGCAAGCCUGUAGUAUUGUGCAUUUUGUAGAAAACUCCUCUUGUGGUAACUUCAGUAAGAGGAACUAUAUAAAUUCCUUUUCUAGACAGACUGAUAGUUGGAUUGUAUUAUGUCCAUUGUGUAAUGUUUAAGUAGGCCUACAUGUGGCAAGAGGAGAUAAUUCAUAAUCAUGUGGUACAACUGAUACAUAAGCAUUGUAUUAAGUGGAAAUGAUUUUGCCUGUA
Molecule: messenger RNA, 5326 nt
Organism: Liolophura sinensis
Lineage: Eukaryota; Metazoa; Mollusca; Polyplacophora; Chitonida; Chitonidae
Product: centrosomal protein of 76 kDa-like
Exons: 12
Coding region: 100-2079 (659 amino acids)
Biological process (GO): regulation of centriole replication
Cellular component (GO): centriole
Source: RefSeq, a predicted model, not a curated record